GGAGGAGUAAUCAGCGGGAGAGAAUUUGUAAAGGCAACAGAUAGAAAUCAACUUAGAAUAGAGACGGACUAUCAUCGCCCAGAAAAAUGACGAAUGUUAACACCACUUCCAAUUCAAGUCAACCAGUUGGGGUGGAUAGGGCUAGCAAAUACAUUGCUAUAGCCUCUGUGGUCAUCUACUCCGUGGUAUUACUGCUUGGUACUCUGGGCAACGGUUUGGUCAUCUACGUGACGGGCUGCAGAAUGAAGAGAACAGUCAAUUCAGUUUGGUUUCUCAACCUCGCCGUGGCUGACUUCCUCCUCACAGCCUUCCUGAUUUUCUCAAUCGUUAGUUUCUCUCAGGAGUACCACUGGCCUUUUGGACAUUUCAUGUGCAAGCUCAACAACUUUGUGAGUGUAGUCAGCAUGUUUGCCAGUAUUUUUCUUCUGAUGACCAUAAGUCUGGAUCGUUGCCUGUCCAUCUGGGUGGUGGUGUGGGCACAAAACAAGCGCACCGUUCGCAAAGCUCAGCUCAUAACUGCUGUUAUCUGGGUGACCUCUGUGGUCUUCAGCAUCCCUUAUGCCUAUUUUCGUGACCUUAUUCUACAUAAUGGGAGGAUACACUGUACUUAUGAGUUUAGGACACCAAAAUGGAGUCUCGGCAUUUUUCGCUUUUUUGCGGGCUUCGCCAUCCCAUUCCUGGUAAUAUGUGUCUCUUAUGUGGCCAUAGGUGUUCGUGCAGGGCGCCUGCACAGAACAAGGAGACAUAGAUCUAACCGAAUUAUUCUUUCUGUUGUUUUUGCGUUUUUCAUCUGCUGGUUGCCUUUCCAUGUUAUACAUUUUAUGGACAUAAACUCGAGGAGUAAUCCAGGUCUCAUUGUUCAGAUUGGAGGUCCUCUAAGUCUUUGUCUUGCUUUUAUGAACAGCUGCCUGAACCCCAUUCUCUAUGUUUUCAUGUGUGAUGAAUUCCAGAAGAAGCUCAAGCAGUCCGUAUGCUUUGUCCUAGAGAGUGCCCUAGCAGAGGACCACUUGUCAUUUAUGUCCUCUCGCUCCUUGUCCUCACAACUCUCACGGAUUUCCCGGAAGUCUGAAUUUUCUGGACCUUCAGAGAGGAAAGACACAGCAGCUUUCUUAAUCUUCACAGAAAGCAAAGUGGUCACUGGGGAGAGAGAGACACUGAGCACUGAGUAAGACCAUCUCAUCUGGGAGGCUAUGUACAAUGUUAUGAAUCCACUUUUUUUGUUUUUUAAACCACAUUUUUAAUCAGUUAUGAGAAAAGUACAAUUUGAAACUGGCAUCUCAGAUUUAUUCAGGCAGUACAUCUGUGCACAGAGGAAAAUGAGCAGAACAUUUGCAUUGUGUGAUUUUAAUGUUUUUUUUUACAUUAAAGUGUGUAGUUACUAACAGGAGUUUUCACUUCUGGCUGAUGAGACAUUGCCUCUAAUACCUGUUACUUUUGUUUCACCUGUUACAACUUCCAAUAUAUUUCUUACUAGCACAUGUAGUUUGAUGACAUCACAUAGCCCCCAAUAUGUUGAUUAGGCAGAAUAACUGAUAACGCACUAAUAAGUUUGCUUCUGCUUUUUUUCUGAUUUAUUCAAAGAAAAUGAAACAUUAAAAGUGAAUUCUUUUUUACUACCAGAUAUGGAACUGUCUGUAACUAAUUUUGUACAGAGACCAGUUUUAUGUUUUUGUUGAUGUUUGUAAGCUUUUGAUGCUCCAGCUUAUUUACCCUUGCUAACUGUCCAUAGCAGCAUCCAUGAUAGUGUCACACAAGACUGAACUGUAAUAACUGAGCUUUAUGCAUUUCCAUGCAGUGA
Molecule: messenger RNA, 1798 nt
Organism: Xiphias gladius (swordfish)
Lineage: Eukaryota; Metazoa; Chordata; Actinopteri; Istiophoriformes; Xiphiidae
Product: chemokine-like receptor 1
Exons: 2
Coding region: 87-1169 (360 amino acids)
Biological process (GO): inflammatory response; positive regulation of cytosolic calcium ion concentration; phospholipase C-activating G protein-coupled receptor signaling pathway
Cellular component (GO): plasma membrane
Molecular function (GO): complement receptor activity; G protein-coupled receptor activity
Source: RefSeq, a predicted model, not a curated record